CUCCUCCUCCUCCUCCUCGUUUAGAAACGGCUCGCGCAUCAUCUAACGUGGCAGUCUCCAAGACAACGUUCAGACGGAACUCUUAUCGCGGUGGUGACGUAAAAAAAAAUACUAAAACAGAAAAUAGAAACGAAAAGGGAUGGUCUCGUGCACGAGUCGGAGCUGGAAAAGAUCUGAAUCGGGUUUAUUUGUUGUUGUUGUUGUUGUUGCGCUUGCGCGCGCGUUGGUUUACGGAUGAACUUGUGGAGAACGUUACCGCGACUCGGAGGAGGACAGAAGGACAGGAGGACCGAGGGGACGCGGGAUGCGUGUUAAUACAGAGGAUGCACGCUUUCGGAGGAAAUCCUUGAAGCGCGUGCCAUGCGAGUGUCUCGCGUCGUUUUUGCGCCGCGCGCGCUUUGGAGAUGCGAUUCUGGAGAGAAAGAGAAAGAAGGAGAGAGAGAGAGAGACACGACCUGUUCUCUGGAAAGCCUUUUCUUCACGUGCACCACCGAUGUGAAUUAGCAUGAAGAAGGAGGGAACGCGCGCGUGCACGAUGGCUGAAUAAAUAAUAAAUAAUAAUAAUAAUACAUGCAUAAAUAAAGCGCAGAGAAGAGAAGGUGAGCUCCCCACGGCAUCAAACUUUCUGAAGUAUGCUCUUUAAAAAUAAAAAAAAAUGAAACAGAAAGAGGUUCAGUUCUUAAAAUCAGGGGUCUUCAGGUUCUUGAGAGAACCUUCUAUCACAGGGGUUCCCUUCUUAUGCGCUCCCCUCUGAGGAACCCGUGUUUUCUAAUUGCGUUCAGCAGGAAUGUCAUCCUCCGAGUGUGACACUCAAACCUCAGGAUAUCUUCUCCUAAUAUUAGCAGUCUUUGUUCUUCUUACAAAUAAAUACAAAAAAAGAGAGAAAAGACGUACAGUUGCAUUGUUGGUAAAAAUAAAUAAAUAAAUAAAUAAAUAAAUUAUAAUCAGUUUUUUAGCUUGUUUUAAUUCAGCAUUUAUAAUUCAUUUAAAUGUUGAAGAAAAUAAUAUUAUUUAAAAAAAAAGAAAGAAAACAAAAUCCUACGUCCAGUUGAUGAUCAUUUAUUGAUUUAUUUGCUUGAUGAUGAUUUAUUCGGCCAAAAUUUGAGGCGGGGGAAUAAAAGCAAGUGCAUUAUGGAAACAAAUAAUAAAUAUGACCUCGUAUAAGAUUUCUUUAAAUUGAGAAUUAAAUAUUAAAUGCGUAUAAACCUGACGCAAUUAACCUGCUGAUGAAAUUUGCACAAAGAUUUGCACCCAACCCCCAACCCCCCCACCCCCCCACCCCGUCUUCUCAGUUUACUCCUCAGUCUACAAAGAGUUCAUCAACUUUUAUUUGUUAAUUUUAAACAAUAGCAUUCAGCAUUCAGUCAGUGGUCUGGUGUGGAGGUGUGGAGGUGUUCCAGUGAGACACUCACAGAACCAUUAACGCUUAGGAUCUGAUCGAUUUCCUCAUAAAUAAUAAAGUACUUCAUUCGCGUUCCGUCUGGAAAAUCCCUCCUAAAGAUCUUCCUCGAGAUCUGAAGUCGCACACUCUUUUUAAAAAAGAUUAAUAAUUGGAUCCGACAUUCACGAGCAGCGCUGGAGACGUUCCAGAGCUUGGAGGAGAUCGUCGUGUGCGCUGGUGAAGAAGGAAAAGGGUUUUUUUCCCCCCCGUUAAAGCAGUACCGCGGGCGUCGAGGUUGUGUCAUCGUUAGUGACGCUGCAUGACGUGUGUUUUCGGCGCUCUCGGAGCUCCCGACUGGAACUAAUCCGGAAUAAUCCGAAGCUCUCAGACUGACACACCGUUCAGAGCAGAUCAUCCUCCAGCUGAAGCACUGAUUCAUUUUUAAAAUGAGCCACAGUUAACCCGGAGAGUGUGAACAUCUACGUCUCAGCGUGUCUUCACCGAGAGCGUUUAGAACCAGUUCCCUUCCACUAAUCCCCGUGCUGUAGAGCUCGACGUCGGGCUUCAGAUCGCCGAGUGUUAGAAACCACAAAGAAAGCGUCGUUUCUUUGUGAAAGCUUGUGAGAGUUCGAGUUUGUAGGAAAUUCAGUUCACGGUCUUGAUUAGAAAUCGUUUUUUUUCACGUUCAUCUCGUCUGAAGUCGCUCGUCCCCGUGAGAAUGCACGCCAAACGCUUAACCGCUCGCUAUCGGUGUUUACACUCGUAAAUCCUCUGGUAAAUCAGCCGAGCCGGGAUUUUACACAACGUCGAACUUCGCUGGAAAUGGAGUUUUGAGAUCAGAAGCUCUUGCUCAUUCUGUUUACAGGAGCUAAGUGUCCUGUUACGCUCCACUGUAACGCUGCUAACAAUAGCCAUAACAAAUAUAGCGGCAAGCUCGGGAAUGCUGGCUCGACCUGCGCCGAGGAAUCGGAGGGAAAAAGGAAUUCUGUUUCUAGGACUCGCGGUUCAGAAGUUAUUAACAUGAACGUGAGUGCAAAUUUGGACAGUUGGUGGCGCUAGAGGGGUUGAGUUAGAGACUCCAAGUGCGUGCUUGUUCAUGUUUGGAUGCGCUUUGUGUCGGUGGAUUUAUAGACACUGUACAGGCCAGCUGGGAUCUCGUGGGCGGAGCUUCGUAAACAUGGGUGGGAAUGGUUCAGAUGUCGAAUCAGAGACCUGAUCUUUUCCAAACAAGUAUCCGAGCACUUCUCACAAAACUGUAAAUAUUUACUUCUGGUAACGGAGCAGCGUUUUCAGAGCCGCGGUUCUUCAGAGCACCAAAGAGCUGAACGUAAAACUCCAGACAGGUUCUAGAGACGAAGGAGGAAACGAUGAGCGAGCACCAAAACGAUCUGGAGUUUGGAGCAUUCAGAAAAGCUUGCUACUUGGAACCGUUGCUGAUGAGGAAACGCUGUUCCACGCAGAACUUCCAGAGAUCCGGCGUGACCCCCCCCCCCCCCAUUCGCCCCCCCAUUCGCCCCCUCCCUCUCUUCAUCUCCACCCUGCUGCUGUGUGAUGAGGUUUUCAUGGAGUCAACAUCAAAAGCGUAGAAGCGCCCACUCUCUUUCCCACUCUGAGUGUGUGUGAGUGUGUGUGUGUGUGUGUGUGUGUGUGUGUGUGUGUGUGUGUGUGUGAUGGAGAACGGGAGCAAGCCAGCUUGUGAUCUCUGGCGUGUGGGUGGAAGUUGUGCACAGCUGGCGUAAUUCCUGCCAAGAUGUAGGUGGUUGAGUCUAUCUGCUAAACCCCUUUCCUAAAGGCCUGUGUGUUGUCGUAGCGAUGAUUGCGACUGGGGGCGUGAUCACGGGCCUUGCAGCCCUGAAGAGGCAGGACUCGGCUCGCUCCCAGCAUCACCUGCCCGUCCAGUCGCCCGUCCCUCCUCCCGAGAAGAAACGUCUGAAAAGAAAACCUCGCACGGACAUCGUCGUGGUACGUGGGAAAAUCCGCCUGUAUUCCGCGUCUGGUUUCUUUUUAGUCCUCGGAGUCCUGAUUUUGAUGGUUGGCAUUGCCAUGGCUGUGCUGGGGUACUGGCCUCACAAGGACCACCAAAGGACACCCGAGAACAAACACUCGGGGAACGUCACACAGGCGGCGGCGGCGGCGCAGGAGCAGGCAGGAAAGGUGGCGCAGUUCUUCGAGCAGCACUUGCACUCGGAGAAAAUGAAGAUGCUCGGACCGUUCACGAUGGGCAUCGGGAUAUUCAUCUUCAUCUGCGCGAACGCCAUCUUGCACGAGAACAGGGACCGAGAAACGAAGGUCAUCCACAUGAGGGACAUUUACUCGACUGUCAUAGACAUCCACAGCCUGAGAGUGCGAGAGCAGAAGUGUAUGAACGGGGCCUACGCGGGUCCUUAUGCUGACCACGAGAUCCGCUCUUUUGUUCAGGACGGUCAGUACACCUCGCGGCUAGCCGCUAACACACUGCUGACGUUCUCCGGAUUGGGUGGCGACUUGCGACUGUCCCGCCGCACGAGCUCGGCUGAAGACGAGGAAGGUGUGACGAUCGAAGGAGGCUCAAGCUUGUUGUCGCCUGGAUAUAGGGAACGUUCCGGAUCGAUAUUCGGGUUCCAACCGGAAGGGAUGCGUCGCUGGGAAGACAAACGUAACAAUCUGAAGAAAUGCCAGACACGCUCCAUCGUGUCGUCCUCCAUUAGCGCCUUCACUCUUCCUGUCAUCAAACUCAACAACUGCGUGAUCGACGAGCCUGACAUCGACAGCAUAACCGAGGACUCCGAGCAGCAACGAGACAGAUCAAGACCUUCGUCCAUGGAGUCCUUAACCGUACCUAUUCCGGAUAUCUCGAAAGCCUUCAAGCCUCCCGGCACGACGUUGCUCCGGAGUAACUCUGCUACGGAAUCCCCCGCGUUUGCAUCCGCAUCCGCUUCACCAUGCUCCCUGUCCCCUGGAUCCACCAGUGGCCGAUUCCUGUCCCCCGGAGCAGCCCGGAAAGACUUCGGCUCGAACAAUUCUCUCCACAUGUUCUCGGCUCACUCCAAGUCUCUGGACCUGGAACGCGGUCCCACCAUGCUGACCGUACAACCAGAGCAGCGCAAGCAUCCCAGCUGGCCCAGGCUGGAUCGCAGCAACAGCAAAGGCUACACCAAACUGGAGAAUAAAGAAGACCCGAUGGACAGGCUGCUGGUGCCCCCAGUGGCUGUUAAACGGGAUUACACCAAAAAAGAGAAACUGCUCAUGAUCUCAAGGUCACACAACAAUCUGAGUUUCGAGCACGACGAGUUUCUGAGCAGCACUCUGAAACGAGGGACGUCCGAGACCAGAUUUUAAGGGACGUAUCGUGCACACGUCACAUCCUCGUCCCUCUGCAAUAGAUAUAAUGACCUUCUGUCGUUUUGCCAUUGUUGAAGUGGUUGUGAAUUUCAGAAACACUAGUCCCAUGGACUGCAAGCUCAGGUGGAUAUUCUGACAGACCGAGCGUUUCUAAAAACAAAGCGUGAGGAUUUUUAACCCCGGACACAAAAACUCACCGGUUGAACCACUGUAAAUAGACUGCGGUGUAAUAGCUGUGUCGCUUGUUCAGUUUGUUAAAUGCAUUUUCGUACCGUUUCUGUAUUUGAUAACCGUUGAUACAGGACCUGUUGUGUAGCGAGUGUGUGCAUUGUUGUACCAGAGAAGGAUAAUUAUUUUGCUAUGAGGUUUUAAAUAAUUUAUUCAAAAAGAAGAAGAACAACAACAAAAACCACACACACACACACACACACACACACACACACACACACACGGCUAUUUUUGAACAAGAGUCUUCAAUGUAUUAUUUAUCUGUUUCUCAGAAUAAAAGUAAACCUUUCACACAACA
Ictalurus punctatus (channel catfish) is the source of this 5228-nucleotide messenger RNA. It is a transcript of the gene tmem200a, whose product is annotated as transmembrane protein 200A. Bases 3194 to 4699 code for a protein of 501 amino acids. The record is from RefSeq and is a predicted model, not a curated record. The transcript is spliced from 3 exons. NCBI's taxonomy places the organism in Eukaryota, Metazoa, Chordata, Actinopteri, Siluriformes, Ictaluridae.